Chilo suppressalis (striped riceborer) is the source of this 470-nucleotide messenger RNA. NCBI's taxonomy places the organism in Eukaryota, Metazoa, Arthropoda, Insecta, Lepidoptera, Crambidae. The record is from the annotation of a GenBank genome assembly.
AAUCUAGAGAUGGCUAAUGUUGUGACAAAAGUAAAAGAAGUCAUCAGCUACUGGUACCUCAGAUAUCAGUUGGCAACAGAGCUCUACAUGGUAGAACCCUGGGAGAAGACUGUUGUUCAUUUAUUAUUUGCCAUAAUUUUUGGGCUGUUCUGGUAUUUCAACACCACCGUUGUUUUGGAUGGAAUAUCAAGACUACGAAACUCCACCUCACAUCUGGAACUUAUAGAAUAAUAAAUUACCUAAUUUAUGUUAUGAUAAUAAUUAUUAAAGGGGAUUAAAUCUUAUUUAAUGUGAUGUACAAAACCAAAAUAUUUAUAGGCUUAUGUAUGUAUAUUUUCUUUAUCAACAAAUAUAAUCUAAACGAAACACUGGUGUCAAAUCUGACAUGAUUCUCAAAACCUAUCAUCGUCAUUCUCUAUACAGCAAAUACAGAAUGAAAAGGAGAGACUUAUGUUUAAUUUAGUUUUAAG